CCUCGUCUCAUCUCUUUUUCAUUCUCGCCUCAUGGUUCGUUUGUUGUUUUCUUUCUUUAAUCACAAAUUUCGAUUUUGUCCGCCGGUGUGAUAGCGGCUUUAAAGUGAGCGAAUACUGAUUAUAUUGAAUGUCGGUCUUUUCAUAAGUGUAGUUUUGAAUUUAGAUACUAUGCACGACGAGUCGACGAAUAUUCUAAUUCCUAAUAGUUACGAAUUACGUUAAUACUAUUGUCCACAAAAAGGUUAUUUUUAAAUUGUAUCUAUAACAUUCACGUAGUUACUAGUCGCGACCUGCUGGUUUGUUAAUAAGUAUUAUGAAGCGGGAAUCGGUUAAACGUUUUAUUACGUUUAUCCUUGAUCCGAGUGAACAUGUGGAUUUCUGAUUUAAACUCAUGCUUUUCGUCUGACUCGUCCUUGUCGGUGUACUAGAAACUAUUUUUAAGCGGCCGUGAGUGAUUUGAAAUUCAAACUUCGAAAAUGAGCCCAAGUAAUAGUAAAUUGUCAUCAGAUCGCGAGACAGUAUCAUGCAUUCAAAAUAAAAAUGGAAAAAGGUCAUUUUUUAGAACAUCAGAAACUGAUGUAACUGAUAAUGAUAUUUACUAUAAAAGAAAAAAAUCCAUUAAACAUUCUCAAUCAGAAAUAAAUAAUGCAGUCUUAACAGCACAAAAUGGUUAUAUGACGAGAAAUAAACUAAAAAAACAACUAACAAACAACAGUGAAUUGGUAGAAACAAGUGUCAUUAAGGAUAAAUGUUCCAGAAUUAACAAUAUUAGAAAUAAAUCAGAAACAGCUAAUAGGAAUAGAAAACCUUCAAAAAAAAUCCAUAAAAAGAUGUUGCAACUUGGUUUUGUUUUCACUAAUGAUAUUUCUUCUCCAUAUCCUGGAAAACAUCUAGAUACCGAGUAUAAAAAAAGUACACCUUCAUUAUUUGAAUCAGACUCUGAUCCAGAAAUUGAUUAUUUUCGAAUAAAGGAUAGUGUAAAAGAUGAAGUUGAAGAAAUAUCCACUUGUAUUUCUGAUCCAGAUGAUAUAUGUCCUGCAUUUGAUAAAAAUGUUGAAAUGAGAACUUAUUUUAACAAAAAAUCAUAUCCUAUUAACAAUAAGUCUAAUAUAAUAUCAUUAAAUACAUUUGAGGAAAUAGAUCAAAAACCAUCAAGUUUAUAUGAUCCUGUUAAAACGGUCCGUGACUCUAAUCUGUAUAAAAACAUUUCACAAAAUUACAGUAAAACCAACAAGUCAUUGGAAGUUACAGCUGAUAGUGCCUCUAUGUCAAAGAAUACAACAAUAAAUAAACCAAUAAGUAUUGAACUUAAUGAGAAAAAUUGUGUCAACUUUAAUAAAAACGAAAUAAGUCCCACAACAAGUGAAUGUGUACCUACAAAUACUGAAGAUGGUGAAAUUAUUGUUGUUACUGAAUCAUUUAUAAGUCAACUAAAGAACGAAUUUGAAAUAACAAAAACAGAAUCACAAGCCGAAAUUAGAACUCAAGAAUUAUUUUACGAUAAUAAUACUAAUAAAUCCAAUGAUUUUGAUAAAGAAAAUAAAGUGGUAUCAAAAAUACUUUCUUCAGAUUUUGAGGUAAACCAAAUUAAUAUGUGUGCUAUUGAUACUGAUAUUGAUGAUAUAUGUGAUGUAAACUUCAAAUCAUCAAUUUGUUCUAAUUUAUUAUUAAAACAAGACAUGGAUGUUAUUGAUGAUUCACACAAUAAACCAUUGCCAUCGUUAUUUACAACCACAAAUAAUGUUGAAAAUAGCUUAAUGAGUAUUUUUGAUGAACCCAAAGAGAACAUACUAGUUGAAAGUUAUGCUAGUAUUAACAAUAGUUUAAUUAUCGAUUCAAAAUCUAACAGUUCAACUACAAUUUCAGAAGAAAUAAUUGAUCUAAGUAGUUUACACACUUUUGAAUUUGAUAAUAGUAACUCAGAUCAACCUGUAGAAAAUUAUCCUAAGCCUGAAAAAAAUAUCACUUGCCCAGAUCUAAUUGAACCUAAUCAGUAUUUUCAUUCAAUAAUUAAAGAUGAGAUAAAAAUAAAAACGGAAUCUUUUUAUAUUAAAGAUAAUUAUAAUUGCUCACUCAAAAAUGAUAGUUUGAGUUCUACUAAUGAUAGUUUUUCAAAAAAAUAUAAAAAUCAUUCCUCAAGAUGCUAUUGUAAAAAUUUUAAUAGUUUCAACAUCAAUGAUAAUAAGAUAUUUACUUCUAAAAUCAAGCAUUUUGCAUUUAAUAAUAAUGCUAAAAAAGUUCGUCAAAAAUUAUUGCUUAGAAAACAUUUAGAAGCCAAUAUUUUAAACAUGCUUAUUACAAAAGAGCACAAGAAUAUCAUUCAAUCAAGAGAACAUAAUAUACCAAUCUUUAAUUCAAUUUCAAUUAAUAAAAAAUUUGAGAAAUUUGAUUUUAAAGAAAAUGAUCAUAUUGAACCAAGUAUUUUAAGUAUGCUUAAAGAUGUCUAUGUAGACGUAGAAUAUCUUACUGAAUACUGUGAUUAUAAUACAAGUGAUCAUAAAUUGCUAGAACCACAAAAAGAUAAUAAAGAUAUACAAUUUAAUAUUCACUCUUCUAAAGUUAAAUCAAUAAACAUAAUGUCUACAUCUAAAAACAUUAAUGAUUCAACAUCAAAUAAUACAUCACAGAACAAACCAAUCAAUUUUAAACCUUAUGAUGAAAAAUAUGACAAUUUUGAUAAAAACAAAAUAAAUAAUGAUUCUACAUCAAAUAUUACAAAACAAAAAAAAACAGUCUACAUUAAACCUUUUGAUGGAAGUUAUGUUAAUUUUAAUAAAAAAAAAACAAUUGAUCAUGCUAACACAUCAAAUAGUACAACAAAAUAUGAACCAAUUAAUGAAAAUGAUGUCAACCAUGAGAAAUACAAAAUAAUUGAUGCUUUAAUAUCAAAUAGUAAAACAAAAAUUAAGCCAAUAAGUAUUGAACCUGAUGAGAAAAAUUGUGCUAACUUUAAUAAAAACGUAAUAACUGAUAAUGCUUCUAUAUCAAAUAGUAUUGUUCUUUAUGAAGAAAAUUGUGUCAACUUUAGUAAAAACAAAACAUUGGAUCAUGCUAACACGUCAAAUGAUACAACAAAAAAUAAACCAAUUAAUCACAAACCUUGUAAUCAAAAUAAUAUACAUUUAAAUAAAAAUAAAAUAAUUGACAAUGUUUCUACAUCAAGUAAUAAAUCAGUUAAUCUUAAACUUUUUAAUCAAAGUUAUUUUAAUAAUAAUAAAAUAUCUCAUACUGACUGUAUAUCAAAAAGUACAACAAAAAAUAAACCAAUAAGUAUUGAACCUUAUGAGGAAAAUUUUGUCAAAUUUAAUAAAAACGAAAUAAUUGACAAUAUUCCCAUGUCAAAUAGUAAGUCGGAAAGUGUUGAACCUUGUGAUCAAAGUUGUACCAACUUAAAUAAAAACAAAAUAUCUGAUACUGACUGUAUAUCAAAAAGUACAACAGAAAAUAAACCAAUAAGUAUUGAACCUUAUGAGGAAAAUUUUGUCAAAUUUAAUAAAAACGAAAUAACUGAUCGUGCCUCUAUGCCAAAUAACACAACAAAAAAUAAACCAAUCAGUUUUGUACCUUGUAAUGAAAAUGGUGUCAACUUUAAUAAAAAUAAAAUAAUUGACAAUAUUCCCAUGUCAAAUAGUAAAUCAGAAAAUGUUGAACCUUGUGAUCAAAGUUAUAUCAACUUAAAUAAAAACAAAAUAAGUGACAAUGUUCCUAUGUCAAAUAGUAAAUCUGUUGAUCUUGAACCUUACGAUCAAAUUUAUAUCAACUUGAAUAAAAACCAAAUACCUAAUACUGACUGUAUGUCAAAUAGAUCAACAAAAAAUAAACCAAUAAGUGUUGAACCUUUUGAGGAAAAUUUGGUAACAUUUAAUAAAAACGUAAUAAAUUAUCCAAAAGUUAGUUUUAUCAAAAAAAAUGAUUUGGACUUUGACAGUGUUUGUAAUUCUCUUGUAGUAAAUACCGAAAUUGAUACUAAAAGUAAAAUUAAAAUUGAAGAUGAAUUUUACUAUGAUACUACUGCUAUGAAGUAUGAUUUCAAAUCUGAAGAAAACCCAGAACUUGAAAUAAAAUUAUUUGAUGUCAGUAAUUUAAGUGAUAGCACUAUAACAAUAAAUAAAAACAAUGAAUCCAAAAAAGAGUUUGAAAUGCCAGUAAAAUGUAAUGAUAUUGAAUCAGAAAAUAUUUUGUCAUCAGCCAGAAUAAAAACCAACUAUGAAUUUACUCAAACAAAAAUUACACAUGUUUUAAAAGAAGAGCAUACACCAGUUCCUGCAAUAAUUGAAAGUGAAAUAGAAAAGACAAAUAUAUCAACAUUUUUUGAACCACCUCAAUUCAAAAACCUUUUUGAUACUAGUGAUACCAUUAGCCCAAAAGCAUAUCAAAUGUGUCCAAUGUUGCCACACACAUCUGAAAACAAUGAGCCUGUUAAUAAUUUAUUUGACCUACCUGUUGAUGAUAUUGCUUUUUCAUUAAAUAACAAUAGCUCUGAUGAUGAUGAUGAUGAUGAUAAUAGAUUACUCAUUGAAGAUAAUGAACCAAUCGUUGAUGGCAAUAUUAAUACAAAUAAAACAUGUAUUUUUAAAUUACCUGAUAAUUCAAAAGAUGAAAGAAAAAUAAACUAUCCAUCUUCAGCUGCAAACAUUAAAAGUAAAGUUACAACAGAAAUUGAAUUUUGUGAAAAAAACUUAACAAAUACAAAAAAGGAACAAUCUUCUGAAAUAAAUCUUAUCGAAAAUGAAGAAGUGUCAAACCCUAUAUUAUCAACAAAAAAAUGUGUUAUUUCUAAUAAUAACUGUGAGAAUGCAUAUUUAUUAAAAGAAAAAGAAAACUCUUUAGAUGAUUGUAUGUCUUUUGAAAUGUGCAAUGAGUUUUAUAAAAUAAAAUCAUUAAAUAAAAGCAUUGUUAAUAAAAAUGAAUCAUUACCCAAGUAUAUCCAAGAUAUAUUGAAAGAAAUGUAUGUUGAUGAAUUGUUUGUAUCUACAUGUCAACAUAUGGUAGACUUUUAUAAUGAUGAUGAUCAAUUAAAAAAUAAUGUAUUUUUUCAAACAGACAAAUGUAGAAUAAUCCCAUCUAAGAAAUUGGCCUGCGAUAUUAUUAAUACAAAAGUUGCAGAAAAAAAAUAUUCUGAAUUUAACCAAUCAAUUUCAAUCAAUGGGGAAACAUUGUUGGGGGCAAAAAUAAAUUACGAGAACCAAGAAACUAAUGAACCCAGUAAUACUACUACUAAAGAAAAUAAUUCUGUUUCCCUGCAAAAACCAAAUGAUGUAAAAACUAAAUAUCCAGAAUUAAAACAAUCAAUUUCAACCAAAGGAGAAACAAUAUUAAAAUCAGAAAUAAAUAAUCGUAACCAACAAAAAAAAACCGUUAAUCCUACCAUUACAAAACAAAAAUCAAAUUCUUUACAGGAAGCAAAAAAUGUUCCAAGUAAUAUGAAAAUCAGGAUUCACUUGAGAGAAUUCAUAGUAUCUGAUAAAUCAUUUGAUGACAUUUUAGAAUCCAAAGAAUUCAGAAAUUUAAGAUUUUUUGGUGAGGAAGAAAUUGCAAGUUCAAUUGGUGUUUUUAUUUUCGAGCAAAUAAUUGAUGCUCCAAUAAUAACUGGAUUGUCAGUCUACAGAGCAAGUUAUGACCAAUUAAAUAAUGAAGAGAAAAAUAAAAUAUUGGCGUCUACAAAUUUAAAUAUUACUUGUCCAAAAAUAAUGAUGCUAACCUCGAUCACUCUAGCAUUAGCAAAAAUGUUGAGAAGUGAUACAUUAAUUGAGCUUAUCUUAAAUGUUAUCCGAAGAAAUAUUUUAAAGAAGCAGAUGAAUACUAAUCAUUCAAUUGAUGAUCAAUUAAUAAAACAAGUAGUAUAUUUUGUUGACAUUUGUGUUAGACUAAGACUGCUGAAAACUCUUCAAAUAUUUAUUUUUGAUUCAAUGGUUUUUUUACCAAACAAAUAUUGUUGUAUCAUAUUUAUAUCUUUGUUGUUAUGGAAAAAUUGCUUACCUAGAAGUAUAAAUAUAAAAGAAGACCCAGUUAUUAUCACCGUUUUAUCAUUUUUAAUUGCAAAAAAGAAACAUUAUUCUGAGGAAACUGUUGGUUGUGAUAUUUUCCAAAGAGAAUUGAUCAACUUGCUUUCUUGUCAUUUCAAUUACACAUUUAGUAUUGACAUGCCAACUAAUUUUAUUCAACAUAUACAUAAACCUGAUUUUUUCGUAUCUGUAGUCAUGUUUUUAAAAUGUUGUAAUCCGAACGACUUAGUGGAAUUCAUGGUCAACUGUCUGUUUCCCAUAGUUGAUAAUUAUCUGAAUACUCAACAAAACGAAAUGUAUGCUUUACAAACUAUGGAAUCAAUAAAUAUGGCAAUCGUACCAUUUAAGAUAACUUGUAAUACUACUGUUGCCACUUAUCUAAAUAAAUGUAAGGAUCCAAUAAAUGGUCUUAAGAAAAAUGGAAAAGAACAUGUUUAUAACACUACCCAUAAUAGUUACAAAAUAUUGCAGAACAAAUUUAUUGAGUAUCUGAAUGACAGCCGACCUCGUUCUCCAUACUUUGAAGAGUUACUGAUGUCAAUCAUUUUAGUGUUAGGAUCUGCAGAUUAUCUAACCAGCUGUAUGAGUUUGAUGCAAUGGAAACCAAAAAAUGAAUUGUCUGCAAUUUUAUCCAAAAAAAUUGUCAUUUUCAAAUCGAUUGUAGGUGAUAAUAUUGUAUGGGAUAAGCUGUGUGCCAUAGACGACAUUAAUACAUUGAAGUGUUUGAUAAACAGCUGCUUGUUAAAUAAAAAUGUGUAUGAUACAAUUAUACAACUUUAUAAUCUUCGUUAAUGUGUAACUUUACAACUUCUAAAAAUAUGAAAUGAAUUGACUGACAAUUUCUGUGAUAUUUUAAUUAUUGAAUUUUUAUGGUGUAUUACACCAUUUGUAUAAUUAAUCUAGUUUUAAAUUGACCAUGUAAAAAUUGAUUGCUCUAAUGAUAUUUACAGUGAAAACAUAACAUGUCACAAUUACAAUAAUAUUGCACUACUAUUAUUACACUAUAACUAUGUUUAAGUCUUUAUGUUUGAUAAAUUAUUUUUUUUCGAAAACUAUUAUUAAUGUUUGUAUUUCUUUAUGUAAUUAUAUAUGUACUAUGUAUGAAUAAAAAAAUUAAUGUUAAUGAAAAUCAAUGAAAUGUAAAUUAGUUUUAUUGGAUGUGUUCUUAGGAUCAUUCAUUUUCAUUCUCAAUCAAUCUAAAAUAUAUAUCAUGUCAAAUUGCUCUCAAAUUUUUUUAAUUUUAGUAUAAAGAACUGAGGAACCUUGUAUUAAAUUUACAGAUCGAGGAAGAAAAUAUUUUGAAAAACACAGUACCAUGUAAAUUAAAUGAUGAUUUAAACAGUUGUUGAAAAUGUCAAAUAUUUUCGGUUAUUUGUUUUUGAUUGUAACAAAAUAAAAAAAUCAAUUUUGUUGAUAGUA
Myzus persicae (green peach aphid) is the source of this 7425-nucleotide messenger RNA. Its product is annotated as protein PFF0380w-like. The coding region runs from base 478 to 6798 and encodes 2106 amino acids. The record is from RefSeq and is a predicted model, not a curated record. The transcript has 50 exons. NCBI's taxonomy places the organism in Eukaryota, Metazoa, Arthropoda, Insecta, Hemiptera, Aphididae.